Mycena indigotica is the source of this 642-nucleotide messenger RNA. RefSeq lists its product as uncharacterized. The transcript has 3 exons. Bases 1 to 642 code for a protein of 213 amino acids. The record is from RefSeq and is a predicted model, not a curated record. NCBI's taxonomy places the organism in Eukaryota, Fungi, Basidiomycota, Agaricomycetes, Agaricales, Mycenaceae.
AUGUCCGCCCCCGUGUCCCCAUCAGGUGCUGCUUCAGGCGCUUCUUCAGGCACUUCUUCAGGCGCUCCUUCCGGCAACCCGGUUGCGCCCAGUGGCUCCGCUACCUCCGCCAUCCCACAAACCCUUCCUCCUGGUGGUGCAACUAUCACCCAGCCCCCUCAGACAGCCACCUCCUACUUCAAAAUCGCCCCCAACCAGCUCAUUACCUUUGGAUGGAACCUGACGAGCGUCGUCAGAACGCCAACAAGCCUUACCAUCAGCGCGGUUGGCGCCAACGGCAACACCUACGCAGUCGGGCCAGAUGAGCAGGGAAGGGUGCCCGGGACGGCGACGCAGGUAGUGUGGGAUGUCUACUCGUAUCAGCAGGCCCACCCAGGGACCCAGCUUGCGCAAGCUCAAUAUACGCUGCAUAUCUUCGAUGAACGAGGGCCAACCGCAACGGCGCAAGCCGGUCUGAUGAGUCCAAAUACCGCUUUGACCUUUGCACUCUAUACACCACAAGGCUAUACGCCUCUCGCAGAUGGCUGGUCGUGCACAGGUUGCAACGGAGCCCUUGCUGCCCGCCCCGCUGCUUUUGGUCUCUUGUUCACCUUCCUCAUCAUGCUCAUUAGCGGCAUACGAAUAUUCCGCUCACGCGCUUAG